AUACACUGAUUGCUUAGCUGACUUAAGGUCGUGGCAAUUUCAACACCUAUGGUUUCGUCUCCAGUCGAUUUGACAUCUGACUUACAAGUUGCUAGAAAGGCGAUGGAAUCGCCUUGGGUCGAAAAAUAUAGACCCAUUGAAUUAAAAGAUAUCGUGGGGAAUGAGAAUACUAUUUGUCGUCUAUCCGUUUUUGCUCGUGACGGCAACUUACCGAACAUCAUAAUAGCUGGUCCUCCAGGUUGUGGAAAAACCACAAGUAUCUUAUGCUUGGCUCGUACUCUGCUGAAGAGUGCUUAUAAAGAAGCGGUCCUUGAGUUAAAUGCAUCGAACGAAAGGGGUAUCGAAGUAGUAAGAACUAAAAUCAAAAUGUUCGCUCAGAAAAAGGUCAGUCUUCCCGAAGGAAGGCAAAAGAUAAUUAUCCUCGAUGAAGCCGACAGCAUGACUGAAGGUGCUCAACAGGCACUUCGACGGAUCAUGGAGUUAUACUCUCGAACAACUCGUUUUGCAUUGGCUUGUAAUGAUUCCUCAAAGCUCAUCGAACCAAUACAAUCAAGAUGUGCUGUUUUACGUUAUGCUCGUUUAACGUCUGCCCAAGUAAUGGCUAGAUUACUAGAAGUUUCGCGUUUCGAAGGUGUUUCAUAUACAGAAGAAGGUUUGGAAGCCAUUGUGUUCACAGCGGACGGUGACAUGAGACAGGCUCUAAAUAAUCUACAAUCAACUCAUGAAGGCUUUGGGAUGGUCAGUAGCGAUAACGUCUUUAAAGUUUGUGAUGAACCUCACCCAAUGCUUAUUAAACAGUUGAUCGACCAUUGUUCUAAGGGUGAAUUGUCAGCUGCUCACAAGAUCUUGCGUCAUUUAUGGACUUUGGGGUAUUCAGCUGAAGAUAUUAUCACCAUCACUUUUCGAGUAAUAAAGAAUAAUCCAAUGGAAGAGUAUCUCAAAUUGGGAUUUAUAAAAGAAGUUGGCCUCACUCAUUUACGGAUUUCCGAAGGGCUAGGUACAUACCUACAAUUAGCAGGUCUCCUUGCUCGCCUCUGUAAAAUAGUGUUACCAAAAUAAAACUAUUUUUUUAUUAAUGUACUAUUUCCGAAUGCCUAUUUUGUACAGAUAGUGAUUAAAUUGAUGUGCUUCUGUUGGACUCUUCGCACGUCUUAGAUUUUUAUUUUUAUAUUACAGCUAACUGAAAAUGUAUAAAUAUAAAAAACUGGUUAAGUUCAUUCUCUCGUCUAAUAUCUGUUGCUAAAAAUAAGAAAAAUAAAUGAUACCUAUGUAA
Schistosoma rodhaini is the source of this 1273-nucleotide messenger RNA. Lineage: Eukaryota; Metazoa; Platyhelminthes; Trematoda; Strigeidida; Schistosomatidae. The record is from the annotation of a GenBank genome assembly.